Sinocyclocheilus anshuiensis is the source of this 648-nucleotide messenger RNA. RefSeq names its product sialoadhesin-like. The transcript has 4 exons. NCBI's taxonomy places the organism in Eukaryota, Metazoa, Chordata, Actinopteri, Cypriniformes, Cyprinidae. The record is from RefSeq and is a predicted model, not a curated record. The coding region runs from base 10 to 585 and encodes 191 amino acids.
GGCUGCAACAUGAUGACGAAUCUCCUUGCAGCCAUAUGGACCCUGACAUGUUUGAUUCUGUUGGGCGCUCUUGCUGCUGACUGGACAGUACGUGUUCCUAUGGAUCCAGUCUAUGCUCCUCCUGGUUCUUCUGUAGUUUUGGAGUGCACCUAUGACUACCCUGAAGAGUCCGACCAGGGAAUACUGCGCAAAGUGCUGACAGAGAUGUGGUGUCUGAAUGAAAGCCGCUGCAUUACACCCAGAUACGUGUACCACAGUGCAGGGAUAUUCCCUGAGCCCUCAUACCAGGGCCGAGUCAAGUACUUGGGGCAGACAGGGAGCAAAAACUGCUCUCUGAUGAUAUCUGAUCUGAGGUCAGAAGACAGCGGCGUGUACGUGUUCCGGUUCAUCACCAACCAUCUGAAGGCCAAGCUACCAGGACAGAGAGGAGUGAAUCUACAGGUCACACAUCAGAUAGAAACAAGAAGUACAUCUUCAUCCACUACUGGCAUUGUGCUUGGAGUUAUUAUCAUGGUUAUCAUAAUAGCAGGCAUUGUGGUACUCAUCAGACGCAAGUCACGGGGAGGGAGGUCAAGAUCACUUUAAACAAGCUAUUACCACAGAGGAUGAAAAAAUUACUUGUGACUGUGAUCAAAACAGAGAUGUAAA